CGACGAGACAAGGUGACACCGGACGGACGGUGUGAACCACACGGUGAGGAUUUAACAGAGAUCACAGCCGCUCAAAGGGAAUAGUAGAAGGUGAGACAAGGAUGAUGAUGGGGACCGAUCCGGAGCCACAAAAAAGUAUUGUUGCAUUUGGAAAUGUGCUCCUCGACAUGAUCGUUCCCGUCGAGGGAGAUUUCUUGGACAAAAAUGGACUCCAACCAGAUACCACAACUUUAGCAGAAAACGAAAGCCAUUUACGCAUUUUUGAUCAAGUACAAGAUGGAACAUAUGCAAUACAAUAUAGUCCUGGGGGUUGUGCGGCCAAUUCCGUUCGUGUGGCUCAGUGGAUCUUGAGAUCUUCGGCUACAGUAUUCGUUGGGGCUGUGGGAGAUGACGACGAAUCGAAGAAAUUGGUGGAUUUGCUCCGUCAAGAUGGGACCAUUGUAAAAUGCCAACAUGUGACAAAAUCGCCAACUGGACGCUGUGCAGUAUUAAUAAAUGGCACAAGCAGAACUUUGGUCACCCAGUUGGGUGCCUCUGUGCAUUUCAACUUUGAAAAGUUUAUGAAUGACGAUUUCAGUUAUGUUGUCGAAAAUGCUCGUGUGAUUUAUAUUUCUGGUUACUUCCUACGAGUCUGCAUCCGGACGGUGAGAACAGUGGCAGAAAUUAUGGCCUCUAAAAGUACACAUUUAGUGGUUAACCUCAAUGCCGUGUGGGUGGUAGAAACGUUGUUUGACCAAAUCCUUGAAAUUUUUCCGUACAUGGAUUUUGUUAUCGCGAACCAACUGGAAGCAAAAGCUAUGGCCAACAUGUUAAACUUAAAGUCAACUGACGUGGCUGAAAUUGCAAAGUUCAUUUCACAGAUGCCAAAAAAAUUUGCGACGUCUCGAGUCGUGCUAAUUACGAGGGGAGAAGAUUCGUUAGUGGUUGCUAAAGAUGACCAAGUCCUCCAUUUCCCUACAGUUAAGGCGAAUAUCGUUGAUACCAAUGGAGCUGGUGAUGCAUUUGCUGGAGGUUUUUUGGCCGGCCUUUUAAAAGGGGAUGAUCUUUAUGAAUGCGUCAAAUGUGGACUUUGGGCUGCUUCAAAGAUUAUUCAACAAAUUGGGUGCAACUUUCCAAAAGAUUUGUCCUACCCAGAUUGACUUUUAUUAAUGCAUUUUUAUGAUUCGUACACUUACUACAUUUUCUACUAUUUCGUACUAUAUUAUUUGACACUACAUUCAUUUCUACAUGUUGACUCCUACAAACCCAAAUUGUCAGCUCAAUACUUCAGAUUCGAUUAAAAAUGUUGAAUAUUUUUUGUUUUUUCA
Folsomia candida is the source of this 1307-nucleotide messenger RNA. RefSeq names its product adenosine kinase. The transcript has 7 exons. Gene Ontology annotation, cellular component: cytosol; nucleus. Gene Ontology annotation, biological process: purine ribonucleoside salvage. Gene Ontology annotation, molecular function: adenosine kinase activity. The record is from RefSeq and is a predicted model, not a curated record. NCBI's taxonomy places the organism in Eukaryota, Metazoa, Arthropoda, Collembola, Entomobryomorpha, Isotomidae. The coding region runs from base 102 to 1139 and encodes 345 amino acids.